Messenger RNA from Chanos chanos (milkfish), 477 nucleotides. It is a transcript of the gene cimip5, whose product is annotated as ciliary microtubule inner protein 5. Bases 1 to 477 code for a protein of 158 amino acids. NCBI's taxonomy places the organism in Eukaryota, Metazoa, Chordata, Actinopteri, Gonorynchiformes, Chanidae. The record is from RefSeq and is a predicted model, not a curated record. The transcript is spliced from 3 exons.
AUGGAUAGGAAAGGCAACCUCAGACGUGCCACUUCGGCGGGCUACCGUUUGCCAGAGCGUGCCGGAGUAACGCUUACAUCUCAGUCCUCAGUCUCCGUGCUCAGACACUCGCAGAACAGGACACGAAACACCGGCAGCAGCGAGACAUCGGCGCAAGAUGCUGACACUCGAGACCCAGUAAAGCAGGACCAAGUCUGGAGAGAGUUCGUACGAGCGGAGCGAACGGGUGUAAAAGAGUGGGAGAAGAACUGGAGCUUUCUCAAGAACUUUGACCAGCUGGGGCAGCCCAGGUCAGAGAAUCCUCUUCCCAGCCACGUGCCUGUGUAUUCAGACCUGGUGCCUAACACAACUAACCAGAUGUUUGGCAGUCGAGUGUGCACAGAUUUGGGGAGGGAGCUGAUUCGUAUGGACAAGUUGCUGAUGCUGACCGGUUCUCACCGCAAGACCAAACAGAGUUCAGAGAUGCAGCCUUGCUAG